UUUUCCUCCUGGUUUUCCCAGCUUCCAAACACUCCCUUUGGUGGGGUGAGCGAAGCUGCGGGGAGCUCAACCAGGAGUGUCGAUAUAUCGAACAUAUGGGGGGCAUGGCGAAUUGGUGAUCCUCAAUAAGCAAAACCAACAGCAAAAGAGUGUUGAAUCCAAAGAUAUGGUGGCAUGGGAAGCAAUUUCAUGGGUCAUCUUCUUCAUCAUCAACAUGAGCCUCAUCGCUCUUAAUCUCUACCAGAUCGUGUGCUUAUCGGAUUUGGAGGCCGAUUACAUGAACCCGUACGAAUCGUCAGCUCGAAUCAACGCUGUGGUUAUUCCUGAGUUCGCGUUGCACGGCGUUUUCUGUGCUCUGUUUCUUUUGACCGGGCACUGGUUGAUGUUCUUGCUUACCCUGCCCAUUGCUUGCUACAACACCAUGCUAUAUAUGAACCGACAGCACCUUAUUGAUGUCACGGAGGUCUUUAGGUUUCUUAAUGCUGAGAAAAAGUAUCGAAUUAUCAAGCUUGCUUUUUACUUGCUUCUCUUUGUCUUAGUCAUUAUCAGAAUUCUCUCUGCAGGGUCAUUAUCCGCCAUUUCAUCGAUCUUCCAUUUCAAUAAUGACGCAUUAGACAUCCGCUCCUCCUUUCUUGAAUUUUAGAAACUUACAAUCCCUGACCCUGCUUGUUCUAUCUAUCAUCAACUCUAUAAUGGAUGAAGAUGAUGGAGUGCAUGAAGCUUUGUGGUCCUAAGUUCUGCCACUUUAUUGCAGUAUGAUUUCUGCUCUCCAUAAGUUUGUAGUGAUUACUCAAAUUGCAAAAAGAGAACAAAAGACAAAUGUAAUCCAAUUUACUGACAUAGGUUGACAGACCUCCCAAAGAAUGAACUUGUCUUUUCUGCCAUACCAUUCAAUCUUGGAGUUACUGAUUUGUGAAGCAUUGGAACUGAUUUGUAGAUUGUGGGUGGUACUCUAUGAUGUGUUUUUACGUUGAUGAA
This is a messenger RNA of Diospyros lotus (date-plum), 978 nucleotides long. Its product is annotated as protein cornichon homolog 1-like. NCBI's taxonomy places the organism in Eukaryota, Viridiplantae, Streptophyta, Magnoliopsida, Ericales, Ebenaceae. The transcript has 5 exons. The record is from RefSeq and is a predicted model, not a curated record. Gene Ontology annotation, biological process: vesicle-mediated transport. The coding region runs from base 167 to 643 and encodes 158 amino acids.